Molecule: messenger RNA, 1329 nt
Organism: Pisolithus orientalis
Lineage: Eukaryota; Fungi; Basidiomycota; Agaricomycetes; Boletales; Pisolithaceae
Exons: 8
Coding region: 115-1329 (404 amino acids)
Source: RefSeq, a predicted model, not a curated record
UGGUAUUUGCCAGACACUCUCAGCCCAAAAAGAAGGGCCAACAUAUGGAACCACCUUCAUCUUCUGAGGGAACCACUGUGGGAGAGCAUAAAGGCUUCCCCACAGGCAUGGCAGAUGGACAAGUCAUAUUUCCACAAUAAUGCUGAGUUGAAAGGUGCCAUCAACCUGUCACCUGCAUGGUUUCAACAGGGUCAUGGGGUGGGUGAUCUGCCCUCACUUCACUCCACCCUUGCCUCAGCAGACUUCAUUCUUGCCAACAUUCUGCCAACCUCAUCCAGCAUCAGAGAUGGGAAGCUCAAGGGCACUCUGACUGAGCUUUACAAGAUGAUUCCCAUGGAUUUACAUGAGUCAAUGGUAACCUACAAGCAAUUUGGCUCCAUGGAGAGAUCCAAUGUCCUCAAAGCUAUCAAGGACUGUGCUGGCAUGUUAUUCACUCCAUAUAACAUUUCACUGGAUCUCUUUACUGGAAAGCCUGCUUGUAAGAAGGACAACAAGGCAUGCCUGGCACUCUUGAAGAAGGAUGGAGUUGGAGAAUACACCUGUUUUGCACCCAUUCUUUUUGCAGAUCCUAAGCAGAUGAUUACUGGAGGCUUCUUGAAGAUUCCCAUCCUAGUUAAGGUUAUCUGUGUCCUGAUGUUUGGAAAAUUGAUCCUCACAGAAAACAAAUGUGGACAGCCCCCAGCCAGGGGUCAGAAGAUGGGUGUGCUGAGCAUUACUGAGGGCCUGAUUGCUGGUGCCUGCAUCUUGGUUCAAUUCCUAUUGUCACAUGAUCCUGAAUUAAGUGCUACCAAAUACAAUUUCUACCUCAAGAAGCUUUUCAAAGCAUCUCCUUGGGCUGUCAGCAUGAUGAAUUUCUUCAACCAGGAAGUCUUUGGGAAGGGGUCUCAAUUGGUGAAUGUCAAAUCUGAGGUAUUUGCUAACAUGGAGCAGCUGCAUACUUGGGAAGACAAAUUUUUAGACAAACUCAACAACAUUGACCCUGCUGAGAGUCACACCCCACCUGUGUCCACACUGCAUGACCCCAAUGCCCCUGGCAGCUGUGAUUCAGAUCUAUGUGACUCUGAUCUGUCAUUGGUCUCUCAUGCUCCAUCACCUGUUGCUAGCUUGGUCACUCAUUUCAAUCCCCCUCACUCUCAUCCAGCUAGUGUCACUGCUGCACAAGCUGAUCUUGGUGCUCAAACUAUUUCUGGUGCUUCUCAUCAAUCAUCCCCUUCUAUCUCAAUUGGGCAGCUGAUUUCAAACAGUGGUGUUGAGGUGUCAGUGGUGACCAUUGCUGUUGGUCAGAUGAAUGUGUCUGGCCCAGCUGAGGCUGAAACAUCUCAAUCCUGA